CCGCCAAUGGCCACCAGCAUGCUCGACCAGUUUCUGUCGGGAAUUUCGCAGGUAGUAGCUCAUCGGCAGGGUGAUGAUUUACGCGAGCUCUUGCAAGUCCUGCCUGAGCGCAUGAGAGAUGGAUACCGGGCCAUGGCUAUCGAGCUACGGGCAAACUAUCCAUCCGGGCCGGGCGACGAGGCUUUGUUGAAACGCUGCGAGGCGCUUGUUCCCAAGACCACAGAAGGAACAACUUGGCCAGCGUUCCCGAUAUUCAUCAGGUCCUACCUAGCUUAUCUCCGGGAUGGGAAUAUUUCAAACCAGCUGGAAGCAUACAAAGCUUUGAACGGAGUGUUGUACCAAUGCAUGCAAGCUCUAGGAGACUCCCAAAUGGGUGCCAUCGUUCUUCGUACUGUCAUUUAUUUGUCGCAGGUUGUCGCCGGUCUGGCAAUGGCGCUCGAAAAUGAUCCUGAGUUGCUGCGCAAACUACGAGCGGACGAACCACAAGACGCAUUCGAAAGGUCGAACUUGGUUGAGGAUGCCGCCAAUGUUGUUCGUGAGGGUUUCAUCAAGUGUCUGACUGAUCGUGUUGGCACGACGGGAACAAAAGGUAGACCAGAAGGGAAGCGGGCAGGUGUUUAUCUGAUGGUUAACCAGUGUCUAAAGCUGCUACAUAGGUGCGGCAGUCUCCGAGGUGCAGAUACAAUAUUUAAAAGCAUUUCCGCUCAAUCGGCCCCCCUUAGCUUUUAUCCAGCCGCGCAGCGAGUGACCUAUCUCUACUAUCUCGGACUAUACCUAUUUUCAAACAACCAGUUCUUCCUCGCCCACAAGGCUCUGUGGGAAUCGUAUAUGCAAUGCCACGUCAAUUGUUACCAGCAAAAGCGCCAUAUUCUAAUCCACCUCAUCUCGUGUAAUAUCGUCAUGGGUCGAUUCCCUUCUCUAACACUACUGCAAAAACCCGAGGCUCGGGAUCUUUCUCAAAUAUUCAUUCCACUGUGCAAACUCAUCUGCUCCGGUGACUACUUGUCAUUUCGCGACCAUUUUAGACAAGGCUCUCCUACCGCUGAGUGGUACAUUAAGAAUGGGUUACUGUAUCAAAUACGCAAUCGUUGCGAGCUUCUUGUCUGGCGAUCUCUGAUCCGCAAAGUCUUUAUUUACGGUGGCUUUCAUGGCGACCCGACGGCCCAGCGGUCCCCGCCACCGAUGCUUCAUCUCAGCAAAUUGGAAACAGCCGUCAGGUUCAUCCAGGCACGGCAUUCAGGCCAUAUCGGCGCCGCAACCCUUUCGUCGAUUGAAACGAAUGGAUUCAGUGAUGUCUUCACUCUUCAUACCUCCAGGGACAGUGACUAUGAUGUUAUCACAGACUUUCCCUCGACACUAUCCGCCUCUCGAGAUGCGACCGACGACGCGGAUUACCUUUAUCCACCUGGUUAUUAUGACCAGAACGGAGUUUUUGUUGAAAAUUCCGACGGCCAGCGUGUCCCUGGUCACGAAGACGAAGAAUAUGCGGGCAACAUAGGUGACCUGGUGCCGUAUUCCAACGAUCACUCUGAAAUCGAGCACACGUCGAGGCUACUGCGCGAUCUAGAGUCCAUUGUUGCCUCUCUCAUAAACCAGAACCUGCUUGGUGGUUAUUUGACACAUAACCCCGCUCGGUUUGUGAUUCCAGGUGCUAAACACGUUGGAGCCAUGGCGAAGGGCUUUCCAAACGUUUGGCAAACGAUCAGCAGUCAACAGGAAAGACAUGGCAACGUCGUACCCGCCUGGGUUAUUGCACCACAAAGUGCGUUUGACCAGCCAGCACUCACCAGUGCAGCUGGUGGUAGCCGUGUCGUGAAUCUAACGGGAGCCAAAGCGGUUGGGUCGUGAUGAGGGCUUUACCACUAUUUUCCUCUGCAUACAAACACAACCUUCUUCUGUAGUUUUGGUAAAUAUUGGCGUUUGAGUAAGAGUGCUACCAUGUCGUUUUGGGUAUACCCGCAUUUGUGUACUCUAUUAUAUCUUCCUUUUGGAUUGAAUUUACCCGAGCUCGCAGUCUUCAAUACCACAUAUCACGUAUCACG
Talaromyces proteolyticus is the source of this 2042-nucleotide messenger RNA. RefSeq lists its product as uncharacterized. The record is from RefSeq and is a predicted model, not a curated record. Gene Ontology annotation, molecular function: RNA binding; double-stranded DNA binding. Lineage: Eukaryota; Fungi; Ascomycota; Eurotiomycetes; Eurotiales; Trichocomaceae. The transcript is spliced from 3 exons. Gene Ontology annotation, cellular component: transcription export complex 2. The coding region runs from base 7 to 1848 and encodes 613 amino acids. Gene Ontology annotation, biological process: poly(A)+ mRNA export from nucleus; post-transcriptional tethering of RNA polymerase II gene DNA at nuclear periphery; transcription elongation by RNA polymerase II.